Messenger RNA from Phlebotomus argentipes, 1763 nucleotides. RefSeq lists its product as uncharacterized. The transcript has a single exon. NCBI's taxonomy places the organism in Eukaryota, Metazoa, Arthropoda, Insecta, Diptera, Psychodidae. The record is from RefSeq and is a predicted model, not a curated record. Gene Ontology annotation, molecular function: RNA-DNA hybrid ribonuclease activity; nucleic acid binding. The coding region runs from base 25 to 1713 and encodes 562 amino acids.
GUUAUUUUUGCCGAUGACAUAACCAUGUAUGCAAAUGGAAAAAAUUUAGAAGAUAUACAGAACAGUCUCCAAGUAGGGCUAAAUCAGCUUGAGGAAUGGUCCAAUAAUACAGGAGCAGUGUUUUCACCAAGCAAAACAGAAGCGAUUCAUUUCCAAAGAAGAGGGAAACUUAUACAAAAUCCUCAAAUAACUAUAUAUAAUAAUGUAAUUGAAUAUAAAGAAUCUCAUAAGUUUCUAGGAGUAUAUUUUGAUAGUAAAUUGAACUGGAAAUCCCAUAUUACAUAUAUCAAAACAAAAUGUAGCAGAAAUCUUAAUAUCAUCAAAUGUGUCUCUAAUUAUCGAUGGGGAGGAAACAGAAAAACUUUAUUAACUUUGUACAAAUCUCUAGUUUUAUCUCAAUUAGAUUAUGGAUCAAUAGUAAUAGACUCCGGCUCUAAAAGCAUUCUACAAAAGUUGGAUCCAGUUCAUAAUUCAGGACUUAGACUCUCAAUCGGAGCAUUUAAGACAAGCCCCAUUUAUUGUAUACUUUGUGAAUCGGGAGUAUAUUCACUCCAAUACCGAAGAAAUUUAUUAACUUUACAAUAUGGUAUCAAAAUAAUGAGUCUCCAGGAUCAUGCAAAUUACACACUUUUUAUAAACUCUGAUAAAUUACUAGCACAAAGAGGAGUUAUUUAUAAAUUUAAGACAUUAUGCAAUGAACUUAAAAUCCCAAUAGAAAAGAUACUUAAAAUCAAUAGAAUAAGUUGGAAUCCACAGUGGCCAAAUCCAAUCCAUACAGAAAUGAAAUUAGUAAAUAAUUAUCAAAAAAACAUUGUAAAAUAUAAAAAAGAACUGGAGGAAAUUUUCACUAUACAUAGAAAUAGUAAUAUAAUUUUUACAGAUGGGUCUAAGGCCAAUGAAUAUACAGGAUUUGGGAUUUAUUAUAAUGAUGAAAUUUCACAGACACAUAGAAUUCCAAAAGAGUGCUCAAUAUUCUCUGCAGAAGCAUAUGCAGUUGAAACAGUUUUACAUGAAAUUAAAUUGGCAGAAGACACUCAAAAUGCAGAAAAUAUUGUAAUAUUCACAGAUUCUCUUAGCGUGGUUCAAUCUAUCCAAUCGGGAAAGGCUGACAAAUCUCCAAUUAUUGAUAACAUAAAAUACUUAGCUAGAAACAUAAACGCACAAAUAUCAAUAAUCUGGAUUCCUGGACACUCAGGAAUUGACGGCAAUGAAGAAGCUGAUAAAGCCGCUAAAGAAGCAGUUGACCAUGAAAUAAAUGAAAAAUUCUUGAUUCCAGCAGACGACUUAAAAGCUUUAGCCAAGAACAAAAUAAAAGAAAAAUGGAAUCAAGAAUGGAAUAACAUUGUAAAUGAUCCGCGCUCAGAAUCUGUGAAGAGAUUUCAGAAGAUUAAAAAGGAUGUAUCUCCAUGGGCCACAUCCAUUAGAGAAAGUAGAAGAGAAGAAACAAUACUUACAAGAAUAAGAAUUGGCCAUUCAAGAUUGACACAUGGAUAUUUGAUGGAAAGUGGACAAGAAAAAAAUCCUCCAUUAUGUAAUAUUUGCAAUGAAGUAAUUACUAUUGAUCACAUAAUUUUUAAAUGUAAGAAAUAUGAAGAAGAUAGAAUAAGAAAUAGAAUUAAUCAAGACCCAAUAAUAGCAUUAGGAAACGAUGAUAGUGAAAUAAGGAAACUGUUAAAAUUUUUCAAAGAUUCAAAAAUUCAACAUUUAUUGUAAACUUCAUGCCUGUGGAAACCAUCCAUAUGGAUGACGUCCCAAUAAAGUCA